Molecule: messenger RNA, 4273 nt
Organism: Halichondria panicea
Lineage: Eukaryota; Metazoa; Porifera; Demospongiae; Suberitida; Halichondriidae
Exons: 5
Coding region: 1020-4115 (1031 amino acids)
Molecular function (GO): oxidoreductase activity; copper ion binding
Source: RefSeq, a predicted model, not a curated record
ACUAUCCAUCCUGCACCAGCGCAGCACCAUUGCACCAGGUCACCCAUAAUUACUGUAUCUAUGUACCCCCAUAGAUACUAUAAAUUACUAGUAUAUCUAUGUACCACCAGUGCAGUACUAGACUAGUAACUAGUCAAUCUAGUAGAGCUCUAGAGUCCAGAGCUCUAGAGUCUAUACCUGGUAUUCCUUUUUCAGUCUACUACCAGACUGAAUAACCUAGUCCUUGCUUAGUAAAUGUAGCAUAAUUUUGAGCAUAAUUAGAAAACCAAAUACCUAGGCAUGUUUUUGGGUGAGAAUAAGAGCACCUUUACUGAUUAGAAUAUAAUUAUAAUAGGCAGGCUUUGGAAACACAGGUCAUGCAGUAUCGGAGUCAUGCAGUACGUAUAAACAUCUGUAGGCACUAGGUGUUCCGGGUAUUUUCUCAUAUUGAAAUAGUGGAUACCGUAAUAAUUAUCACCCAUGCAGUUGACAUACUAUAGCAAUAUCCAUUAACCUUAAUAGAGUAUUACGUGUGACCAUAAUGUUGAUAUUGGAUUCUGUGUAGAUUGGAUCGACACAUGCACUUGUGGUUGUACUAGGAACAGAUUGUAUGGAGAAAAAGCACUAGAUGAGCUUCUUACGCCAUAAUAAUUAUGCUGUGCUCAAUGGAACAUCUAGCAGUGUAUGGGUUUGUGGCAAACUAUUUCAUGGCCUCUGAUUCAAUCAAAGUGCUUGAUGAAUCCAUAUAAUUAUACCGAGUAAUCCAUUCCUGAAAUGUUGUGUGACAUUCCUUCAGGACUUGUGUACAUGCAGUCACUUAGCCACAAGUCUAGACUGAUAUAUGGAAAUAGGUAUAAAAGAAGAACAAGCUCCAGAAAGCACUGUAUAUAUAUAGAUCUAUGUAAUUAUGCAUCAGUGGUGCAUGAAAUAGUUGCUGGACCAAAUGGUUUUUGGAUCUACCCCUGGCAACAAGUAUAAGCUUAUCAGUGACUGUGUAGCUAUUGAAACUAAAUCCCUCCGAACUUUUGCAACUGCGAAGUAUGAUUAAGCUGUGCAUUAUUGCAACUAUUUGUGUUGCUUUUGCCUUUGGAAGACACAUACCCGGGGCCAAGUCAGACAAACCGUUGAGAAGGAAACUUGAUGACAUGUUGGUGCGAGACAUUAAUGCGGCUGCAAAUAUGCAAGACAUGGGAAAUACAAUGUCACAGAACACUGUAGAUAUGGCAUCAACUCAGCAGCAACAUGGUGAUGCAGAAAUUGAUCCUCAGAAAAUCUUUAAAAUGUUGCAGCAAUUUGAUGUGUUGUUGCAAAACUCAGAAACUGCUGAUCGUCCAGAGAAUGACCAUUCACCUGGACAAACUGAAAAGCAAAGUACUGGCUCUCAAGACCACAACUAUCCCAGUCCGCUUCCUAAUCAAAACUCCGAUAAUGAACCUCUAGAUCCAGAAGUACCUCGAAUUGAACAAUCCAAAGGGUGUAUCUCGACGUUUCUUAUAGCUGCUCAAUCUGGAAAUAAGGACUAUGCUGGUUUCUCAUCUAAAUACAUGGGUGGCCACACACAUCUCAUCUACCUCACGCUUGGAGACGGACGAGUAGUACCAGGCAACUUACCUAGUCCAGCACACAGAAAUACACCUUACAGGCAAAACCUAAACUUUCGAAGCACUUUUAUCAACGAAUGUGUUGUCCCUACUGAUAUUGUUCAAGUGAAACUUGUAGCCGGUGGUAAUGAUGGUUGGUAUAUAGCCUUGAUUUCCAUCUCCCUCCUAAAUGAUAACGGAGUCUUCUCUGAGCUUACAAACGAUUCUCGGUUCAGUAAAUGGUUGGACAAAAAUAAAGCUUUCAACUAUCCCUACGAUGCUACACAACAUAUACUGACACUAGUUCAUCCCGCUGCCCCUACUAUAGAUACACCUCUAUGUGGCUACGGUACUGCUAUAUGCGAGUGUAAGGAAUCUGCUUCUAAGUGUGUGCUUAGUCUUGAGGUUGACGAACUUAUGACUUUCACCAGCUAUCAAAAAUAUGGAGUUAGUCCAGAGGAUGGACUAUUUGUUCGUGGAAUGCAAGGAGUACUGUACAGCAUUGAUGAAGACUCGGGCUUACCUGUACCUCAGCCGACGAGUAGACUUUGUGGCGAUACGUGGAAUUCAAAAAACUGUACAGAACCUCUCUUUGUUGAUGGGAGCAUUUAUCGGGUGGUAUUUGGCGUGAAUGGUUUAAUUCCUGGACCGACUAUCGUUGUGCACGAAAAUCAAGAUGUAGUUAUCAAUGUGUACAAUAAUAUGUCUUCUGAAGGUAUUUCGAUUCACUGGCAUGGAAUGAAUCAGAGAAACUCACCGUGGAUGGAUGGAGUGGGUCAAAUAACUCAAUGUCAGAUAGGACCUUCCUCUAGCUACUCCUAUGAGUUCACUGCUAGCCCAUCAGGUUCCUUCUGGUACCAUUCUCACAGUGGAGCACAGCGCACACAGGCCGUGUAUGGUGCCUUUAUUGUUAGAGAGCGACCUGCCAAGCUAGCCAGAAUCAAGAGCCUGUUACUGAACUAUGAGGUUGGCGACUUUAGAGAUUUACCGGGACACUCAAUAUCCUUUCUUGAAUGGCAGCAUGAAAGUUCUCUAGAUAGCUUUCUUCAACUGAAUGCAGGUCCAAUAUUCUUUCCAAAGGCGGCUUCCAGCGCAUUUCUAGAUGAUUGUACAAAGCGAUAUCAACCUACAAGGAGUAUGGACCUGGCAGAAGUUGGAUCAGUUCCUUUUUACUCAGGCCUCCUAAACGGCCGAGGCAGACACAUAGAUGUUCCGUACAGUCAGACCAGACUCAGUGUUUUCACUGUCGAGAAAGGCAGUAGCUAUCGUUUCCGAUUGAUUGGCUCACAGGGACUUUUUUCUUUUAAGUUCUGGAUUGAUGGCCACAAGUUGACGGUUGUAGCUACUGACGGAUUUUGGAUCAUUCCAAAAAAAAAUGUGGACUUCAUCAUAGUUCAUUCAGGAGAACGAUACGAUUUCAUUCUCAAUGCCGAUCAAUCAACAAAGAACUAUUGGAUAAGAGCUGAGACUCUCGAAAUUAAUCCUAAAGGUGGUCCCCCUUAUCGAUCAUUGGGGAAUUCUGCUGAGGGAAUAUUGCAAUACAUAGAGCCAGGAAACGUGGCUGAUGUUAUUAGAUCCACAGAAUACGAAGAAAUCAAACUCAGUUCACCAGAAAUUCAGUGUUCUCAAGCAAAUAGUUGUAUUGCAGUGAAUUGUCCAUUUAAAAAUUUCCAUCCAUUGUACUACACAACCUGUAUCAACGUUGACCAACUACAACUUCUUGAAGAAACCAUUUUAAGCGAAUUACCUGAUGCUUAUCCUUCAAGUGAUUGCACUGACAACACCUGUUUGCACUUCUUCAACUUUAACUUUGAAGGUGAUUCCGAUUCGAGCUCUGUCAAUGGACGAAAUUUCAUUUUCCCACCCGUGCCUCCCAUGACACAGUUCUCAGAUUACCAAACCCAAGGUCUACGAUGUGAUCUCAAAGCUGAUUGCAAUCCAUAUGGUUUGGCCUGCAAAUGUACUCACGUCAUCUCAACUCCAUACAACAAGACUGUGCAAAUUGUACUCACAGCUAUGGGUGUGUACAGCAAUGCUCACCCUAUUCACCUGCACGGGCAUUCAUUCUUCGUUGUGAAAGUUGGAUACCCAGACUAUGAUCCCAAAACAGGUUUUGUUGCUACGGCACAAGGUCCAAUAUGCAACGGCAAUACUACACAAAUUUACCUUCAAAAUAAUGACAUCAAAUGUCGAGACUUGAGUUCUUGCGGGGGUAGUCAAUGCCCAGUUGGCGGUUGCAAACCGUAUCGAUGCACUAAACCAGGUUGGAGAAACGGUACCCCACCAAUAACUAUCAACAGACGUACAGUUCGAAAGGACACAGUAAUGGUUCCCGCUGGUGGCUACGUUGUGAUCAACAUCAUAUCCAACAACCCCGGAUACUGGCUCCUUCACUGCCACAUAGAGGUUCAUCAGCUACCGGGAAUGACUCUUGUUUUGAACGAGGCACCUGAGCAACAGCUACUUUUCGAUAUACCACAAGGUAUAAAUACUUGUGGCAACUACAAUGUUGAUAACACUAGAUUGCAAGCAAAUAAAGUACGUCGUAGAAGCUAAAAAUUUCUGCCAAAGUACACUAUACUGACUGCAUGUUGAGCGAGUUACAGCAUUAGAGAAUUUCAUACAUUAUUAACUGUGAUUUUUUAUGGCAUUAAUUAGUUGUAACAAAGUAAUAACCACUGUUUCCAAUCAAACUACAAUGUUGAUAACAUGCA